AUGGCAAAAUACGGCAUUGUGGUUCUUUCUAGCCUGAUUGGCUUCGCUUUGGGUAAAUGGCAGACUGUCGACGAGGCUGGCUUUCGAGAGGCUGACCACAGCAGCUUAGAGACCUUUGAAAAAGAAUGGUAUUCUCUUCAGACAUCACAACAGGAAGGCACAGUCAUCAGCAUCAACUGCUCAGCAAGCCAGGCUCUCUGCCGCGAAUUCGACGUUGUGUCUUUCCCGACUGUCAGACUUCACGGGCAGGACGGGCAGUUCGAGCGUUACCGUGGUCCUAGAAAGGCAGAAGACAUCAUCGCGUAUCUCCGGCGCAUGUCACGACCGGCAGUCUCCAGUCUCGACGCCACAGAGGCAUCCUCGUUCACGUCCGUAGACGACGUCGUCAUCGUUGCAAGCGUGGGCGAAGAUGAUGACGACUUGGGGUUUGAAGAGCGCUUUUCGAGAGUAGCGCAGCGGUUCCAGGAUCGGUAUUCCUUCGCGGUACAGCAGCGGAAAGCUGGUGGUACAUCCCUGGAGUGCGUGAACAAUGUGGACUCGGAGGCGUUUUCGAUUACCGAUCUGUCGGAUCCGCUGGCCAUCGAGAACUUCAUAAGGCAGUGCUCGCAGCCUCUGGUUCCCGAAUUCACUAGACGCAACGAAGGUGAACUCACAAAGAUGGGCAAGAGUAUUAUACAUUACUUCACCUCGUCCGACACAGAUCGAAAGUCCUAUGUCAAUGCCAUCCGGGCGCUGGCGAAAAGGUAUCAAGAGUAUCUCCUCUUCGUCACGACGGAUGUGGCCGAGUACCCGCACAUGGCGUCCAUGAUGGGCCACAGGGAGGGAGCCAGCAAUGUUCUGUCUGUGUUUCAACCUGUCAAUGGUGGGGUCUUUGUGUAUCGCGGGCAGACCAUCACGGCGGAGACGGUGGAGAGGUUUUUGGGAGACAUCAGCUCUGGCAGGGUGAAGAUGUGGGACGGCGUGCUGCCGGAAGCGGAUGCAUUCAUUACGCAUGAAGAAUUGUAG
Molecule: messenger RNA, 1005 nt
Organism: Cryphonectria parasitica EP155
Lineage: Eukaryota; Fungi; Ascomycota; Sordariomycetes; Diaporthales; Cryphonectriaceae
Exons: 4
Coding region: 1-1005 (334 amino acids)
Biological process (GO): protein folding; response to endoplasmic reticulum stress
Cellular component (GO): endoplasmic reticulum
Molecular function (GO): protein disulfide isomerase activity
Source: RefSeq, a predicted model, not a curated record